Paramecium pentaurelia is the source of this 408-nucleotide messenger RNA. The record is from the annotation of a GenBank genome assembly. Lineage: Eukaryota; Ciliophora; Oligohymenophorea; Peniculida; Parameciidae.
AUGAUUAGUGAAGAUAAAAUAAUUUAAUAAAGAAGAAGAUCUCAUUAAAAAUAUGAAUUAGGGAGACUUCAAAAAAGUGAAUUGAUAUAGGUUGAUCAUUAUACAUCUGAUGAAUUAUAUGAAAAAUAAAAAACUUAAGGUAUUAGCCCAGUCAACUAUAAAAUUAAUAAUCGAUAAUAAUUUGCAUUACCAAAAAUUUAACAUUCUCCAAAUAUUAAAACAAAUAAAUAUAUAGGAGAAUAUAAUAAUAUGUUAGGGAUUAUAACUAGUAAACAUUAGAUUCCACAUCGAAAUAAUAGCUCAAAUAGAAAUGCCUGUUACAAUCAUAAUCAUGAUAAAUUUAUAGAGAGAUAAAACUUUGUAAUCAAUUAAUUUUUUAGGCCAAGGAAACUGGGAUCUUGUAGAUGA